Trichomonas vaginalis G3 is the source of this 1632-nucleotide messenger RNA. RefSeq names its product protein ubiquitination. Lineage: Eukaryota; Parabasalia; Trichomonadida; Trichomonadidae. The record is from RefSeq and is a predicted model, not a curated record. Gene Ontology annotation, molecular function: protein binding. Bases 1 to 1632 code for a protein of 543 amino acids. The transcript has a single exon.
AUGCUAGAUUCAUCACCAUUUUCAAUAAAAGAUGUUGAAGUUCCUGAAUACUUAAAGGAUGAAGUACAACUCCAAGAUCUGAUUGAUGUCAUAUUGGAUGCAAAAUUGGACCAAAUAACAGAUUUAACUAAUGAUCUCUUAGAAUUUCUUAAAUCAAAUCCAUCAUUUGUUCUGCUAGCUUAUAAAAUGCUGAUACGAAUUCAAACUGCAUGCGUUAUACCGAAUAAUAAUUUAUUUGCAAUUUUAGAAGCCUUGAUAGUAAACUACAAAGAAGAAUUUCUUAGUUUAACUGAUAUACCAUCAUUUUACUUUGACUAUUUCAGCGAAAUAGGAAUUCUUACUAAAAUGAGAUGUCACAGAAUUGGAAAUUCAAAUACCAUACCCAUCAAAAGAAACAAUGUUUUAUCAUACAUGUAUUCAGAAAGUCCGAUUUUUAAUGUGAUAGCCGAUGACGAUCUUGAAAAAUUCAUAGAUUUGACACUUAAUACUAACUUUCACGAGAGAUAUGAACAGAUAUCAAUGAACACCGGUUUCUUAUGCGGUUACGAUUUAUUAAAUUACUCAAUGAAGUGCGGUGCCGUCAAAAUUUUUAUGUUUUUGGUAAACAAUGACUGCAAACCUAAUGAUUUUUCUUCUGCAAUUAUUGGAAGAAAUCUUGAAAUCAUCAGGUACUGUUCAAGAAUCAAUGAACUUGAUAAAACAUACGCGUUAUCAACAGCAAUUAUGAUCCAUUCAAAUGCUGUUUUCGAUUGGUUGAUUGAAAAUGAAAUCUCUCAAGUAACAAACUUCUCAGAUCUUUAUUCAUAUUACAAUUGCCGUGCAUUUCUAUUUUUCAGUCAGCAUGGAAUGGUACAAACGAAUAUAAGGGAGCUUCUUAAUAAUGAUCUUUCAAAUUACUUGAGAUACUUGAUUGAAAAAGAUCAAAUCAAAUUAGAUAAAUUUAUGAUUUAUCAAGCAAUCGAAUCAAAAGGUUGUUUGAAGAUUCUACUUGAAAAUGGUCUCAAAAUAACACCAGACCAGUUAUCUCGUUUUAAAAAUGUUGAUGACUUUGUGCUAGAAUCAAUUAAAGACAAAGAUACUGAAUAUAUAGCUGCAGCAGUUAAUAUGAAAUCUAUUGAUCUUAUUUCGUACUUCUUAGAAAAAGGUUAUGACAUAUCCGGUGAAAAAAAUAGACCUUUGAUUUUAGCUAUCCAAAAUUCCGAUCUUCAAAUUGUAAAAUUCCUUGUAGAUAAGGGUGCAGAUGUUAAUAAACCAUUGAUGGGAGCGUUUACACCCUUAAUGGCUGCAGUUUCUCAACAAAAUGCUGAAAUUUUUAAGUUUGUUAUCGAAAAAACAAAUAAUGUUAAUGCACAAGACGAAUACGGACUAACAGCAUUACACAGGUGCCUUUUAAGCAAUCCACCUAUAGAAUUUUUGAAAAUUUUGAUUGAUUCAGGGGCGGAUGUGAAUUUGCCAGAUAACCAUGAUUUCACUCCUUUAGUUUAUGCUUUGAGAGCAUCCAAUGCUGCUGCAGUGAAAUUACUUUUUGAAAACGGUGCAAAAUCUGAUGAAAAAACACAAUCCGUCAUAGAAUCAUUAAAACAAACUCUGAAAGAUAUAACAUCCAUGGUACCUGAAGAAGUUCAAAACUAA